GGAGUAGGAGAAGAUAAAGAAUGAGGAACACCUGGUCUUGAUUGAUGAGUCCAGCUCCUCCAGCAGUGUAAAAGUUUUGGCGCUAGUGUAGUUCCGUAUACAUCCAUUUUUUUAGCAGUUUAAUAUCCAUUUUUAGCAAAGGAAUUUUAGCCCAAUUGUUUACUAAUUUUAAUCAUAAUCAUAUAUUGCAUUUUCCACCUGACUUUCGAUCACAUCCCACAUCGGGAAACCUUCGUUUAGGGCUAAAGUUCUUACCUGCAUUGAUAGGAUUAGCAGACCUUAUGAUCCUGAUGAUAUGUGGAAGUGAUCAUCGCCAUCAUCACCAUAAUCAUGAUAUCUUCAUGAAAGUUAUCAUCCUCACUAUGAUUAUCGCUAUAAUCACACAUCAUCUCCAUCAUUCUCAUCGUUAUUCUCAUCAUUAAUCAUCUUCAUUCUCAUCAUUAUCAUUGAAAUUGACAUCAUCACCAUCAUCAAUGACAUCAUCCUUAUUAUCAGCAGCAAGGGGAGGGGGAGCAGAAAUUCCACAUGUUUGUAGGGAUCCGGGCUAACUCUGACCCGGGGACAACUCUGCCCGCUGCAAAAACGAUCAUGUUUUGUCAUUUUACCCUCACCCUAACCCUAACCCUCGCCCUAACCCUAAACCUAACCCUGAACCUGCAAAAACAGUCGGUUUUUGCAGCGGGGCCGAGUUGUCCCCGGGUCCGAGUUAGCCGACUCCGUUUGUAGCCAUCGUAGAGAGUCUGCUUGGGAUGAAAUUAAGAAUCUCACUUUCACAUUGUGUUGGAAAAGCUCUCUCCUUUGAUGCCCAACUUUCCAAAAUCAAUACCAAUGCUUGGACGAGGGAUUAGACUUCAAGGAAAUGUGUCGUGCAUAGGCUACGUGUACACAAAUGUUUAAAAUUUAAACCAAAAAUUAUGAUAUUUCUCUUUCUCAGAUUACUGCCAAGCCCAUCCCUGGUAAAAGAUGCUGCCACCAUUAAGACGUUUGAUAAAGAUUUACUGUCAACAGUGUCAGACAUUGCUGCUCACUUACUAUAAAGGAGGCUCAGGUGGACUUGUCAAGUGCUUCCUGGAGCGCACCAAGGAAGACCUGACGAAGACACCCGGGAUCUGCCCCGAGUGCGGCUCACGGUUCGGUCGCGAGACGGUCAUCAGGAACAGACCGGCGGUCAAGAUUGUAGGGGGUAAAGUCUUCUGGAGGUAGAGCGCCCUCUAUCUCUCUUUCUCGGUCAUGGAAGCCGGGAGUUUGGAUAUCCAGCAUGGUCUGGAGGAGGUGAACCAGGAGCUCCAGCACGUGGAGAAGCAGAUUGAGAGGCUCCUGACGAAGCAGCAACGGCUCCUGCAGAGGAAGGAGCAGCUGGAGGUCCAGACCAGUCGGCUCCACGAGCUGAGCCUACAGACAGGCUCCACCGACUGGGAGAAAUCAGACUACCCAUGGUCGGCCAAGCUCCGCAGCCUGUGUGAGACCGUCUUUGGCAUCAAGAAAUACCGCCCCCUCCAAGAGAAGACGAUGAAUGCCUCCCUGAGCGGCAGGGAUGUCAUCCUCCUCAUGCCUACCGGUGGAGGGAAAAGUCUGUGCUACCAGCUACCGGCGCUGGUCAGCAAGGGGUUCACACUUGUCGUUUCUCCUCUACUGUCCCUGAUGGAGGACCAAACCAUGGCACUGGAAGAGAUCGGUGUGAACGCCACCGUCCUCAACUCCAACACCCCUCCCGAGUCGGUCAAGGACGUCCACCGGCAGAUGAUCGACGCCCGGUCGGAGCUCAAGCUGCUCUACGUGACACCCGAGAAGAUCGCUAAGAGCAAACGUUUCAUGGCGUGUCUGGAGAAGGCCUACAAGGCUAAUCUGCUGACGAGGAUCGCUAUUGAUGAGGUCCAUUGCUGCAGCCAAUGGGGACAUGAUUUCAGACCAGAUUAUAAAAUCCUAGGCCUGUUGAAACGUCAAUUCACCGACACUCCAAUCCUCGGACUAACUGCCACGGCAACGAUGGAUGUCCUGGAUGAUGUGAAAGGCAUUCUGGGAUUGCAGGGAUGUCAGGUUUUCCGAGCCGGCUUCAACAGACCAAAUCUCUUCUACGAAGUACGCCCCAAGCCGUCCAAGCAAGCAGAAUUCGUUGAGGAACUGAUCAAGCUCAUUAAUGGUGAGUUCAAAGGUCAAUCAGGGAUCAUCUACUGUUUCUCAAGGAAGGAUACAGAGACCAUGGCAGAGAAUCUGAAGAAGGGAGGAAUCCAAGCCCAUCCCUACCAUGCCAUGCUGGACGCUCAGUACAGGAGCCAAGUGCAUAGGAACUGGAAGGAGAACAAUAUACAGGUUGUCGUGGCGACCGUAGCUUUUGGGAUGGGUAUUGACAAGCCAGACGUAAGGUUUGUCAUACAUCACUCUAUCAGCAAGUCAAUGGAAAACUACUACCAGGAAAGCGGGCGCGCUGGACGCGAUGAUGAACCCGCCAGAUGUAUAGUGUACUACGGUAUAGGUGAUGUGUUUAGACAGAGCACCAUGGUCGUGACUGAACAGACGGGACAACAGAAACUCUAUAACAUGGUGGCGUACUGUGUUGCACCAGCCACGUGCCGGCGGUCCCUGAUUGGUCAGCAUUUUGGAGAGCGUUGGGAAGGUCAGGCGAGGUGUAAUAGAAUGUGUGAUGUAUGCCAAAGUGGAGCGCAAGUUGUGGAGAAGGACAUGUUACCCCAUCUCCAGCGUAUCUACACCAUUCUAGACCACAAGGCUAAGAGCGAUAAUAGGAUCACCGCUCUCAAGUUGACAGACGAACUGCUGAGCAAAAAGGGUGUAGCUGCCCUUGACAAAGGUACAUACCAAGCCAAGAAGAUGACGGGUCGAGAUUACGAAUAUCUCAUCGCUCACUUCCUCCUCGAGGGCUACCUGCGAGAGGACUUCCAUUUCACACCCUACAACACCAUCAGCUACAUCAUACCUGGUCCUAAGGCUAGGUUAAACACUGCCACACCACAGAGGGCUGUCACGGUGCCCUUCAAGAUGGAGGACGGGCAGAGGUCAAAGGUCAGAGGUCAAGGCGUCAAAGGUCAGGGUGGUGCCAGAGGUGAGAAGGAGAAGGGCAGGGGGAGGCCCCCGCGACGAAGACCAAGGAGGACGAGAGGAAGAAGGAUGGAGAUGGAGGAGUAGGGAGUGGAAAGGUCGCAGA
Strongylocentrotus purpuratus (purple sea urchin) is the source of this 3160-nucleotide messenger RNA. It is a transcript of the gene recql, whose product is annotated as ATP-dependent DNA helicase Q1. Gene Ontology annotation, cellular component: chromosome; cytoplasm. NCBI's taxonomy places the organism in Eukaryota, Metazoa, Echinodermata, Echinoidea, Camarodonta, Strongylocentrotidae. Gene Ontology annotation, molecular function: 3'-5' DNA helicase activity; nucleic acid binding; four-way junction helicase activity. Gene Ontology annotation, biological process: double-strand break repair via homologous recombination. The coding region runs from base 1231 to 3141 and encodes 636 amino acids. The transcript has 12 exons. The record is from RefSeq and is a predicted model, not a curated record.